Messenger RNA from Notothenia coriiceps (black rockcod), 3256 nucleotides. Its product is annotated as neurobeachin-like protein 2. The transcript has 18 exons. Lineage: Eukaryota; Metazoa; Chordata; Actinopteri; Perciformes; Nototheniidae. Gene Ontology annotation, cellular component: membrane; cytosol. The record is from RefSeq and is a predicted model, not a curated record. Gene Ontology annotation, biological process: intracellular protein localization. Gene Ontology annotation, molecular function: protein kinase binding. Bases 437 to 3256 code for a protein of 939 amino acids.
UCAGACACUAGUUGAUGAUAAUGUGCUCAUCACAGGACUCUGAUGACUGAACCCACAGUCGUUUCUUGGUGUUGAGCGGAUGGCAUCUGUCGCUUCCGUGGAAACUCUCUCCAACAGGAAUCAUACGGCAACAAGCUCGCUUUAAACGCGGACAUGGGUGUUCCUCCAGGCAUGAAUUUCCACGCAUUUUUGUUCCUGGUUGUUUAAUUUCGACUGCGAUCGCACCGUGGCUACAUACACAGACUGUCAUGUUUUUCUUUUUCAUGCCACUCUGAUAACUUUGCUCGUCGAGACAGAAAGCACUUUUGCGUGGAUUAUUGUGCCUGAAUAAUGGUUCCCAGGAGCGUGCUGCGUCCUGCUGCCUUUAGGAAACAACUUCAAACAGCGCUUGCUGUAACCAUGCUUACCAGUUUCAUGAUUUAAUAAUAUAAGGGAUAUGAGCAACGCCAAAGGCGGCGGGAUGGCAUCGAAGGAAAGACUGCACGAGCUGUGGAUGUUGUAUUACACAAAGAAAGACGUAGGUUAUCUGCAGCAGUGGCUGGAGGCGUUUGUGGCGUCCUUUGAGAGACUCGUUGAUGUGCAGUCACUGGAGUCGCGGAGGCUGGAGGAGUGCAGCUCCGAGGUGCCCAUGCUUUCCAAGGAGGUCCUGGUGCUCCUUGGUAAACAGCUAUGGGAGAGUGCGGACCACCUCUCAGACCCCCCCGAGUCCAACGGCACCCUCCCUCACCCCCUGCUCAUCAUCAAGUUCUUCAUCAUUGUCUGCAGGAAUAUGGAGAACAUAGACCCAGACAACACCCCUAGUUUUGUUUUUGAAACCAUCAAGCUUUUGAAUGUCUGUUUAAGCCAGCUUAAGAAGGGCGAAGGGGAGCAGUCGUCUCUGGAGAUGGUUGUGCAGUAUGGAUUUGUGCUGUUUGAGAGUCUCUUUGACCCUUAUCAGACGUGGAGGAGAGGCCUGGCAGGGGAGGAGGUGAGCCUGCUGGAGAGGAACAAGUAUAAGUUCUCCCCGCUGGUCUUGCCAGAGGAGCUGUCUGCCCUCUUCCAUGAAAGUCUGCAGGAAAGCGAGAAGCUACCAGAGGUCAUCACACUAAGAUUUGUCCAUCUCCAGGGCGCUAUCAUCAGCGGAGGAAGGAAGAAUGGCCUUCUCUCCAUCACCCCUUCCUCGGUUGAGGACCUGUUCUCUGUUCUGAGAGUGUGGUGCUGCCGGGCCUCGACAGAACCCAAGAGCACUUCUCUCUCCCGGCUGACGCUGCAGUGCCUGACGGCGAUGAUCCACCUGCUGCACGCCAGCAGCCCUGCUGAGCGGCAGCUGGAGAUCAGGACCAUACUGGAGAGCUACUUCCAGCUGCUCAACUGGAACCGUCCUCUCAGCAGUGAGCUGCAGGAGAGGCAGAACUGGGAGGAGAGCCUGAUCUCUCUCCAGCGCCAAAUGCUAACUGCUGUCCCUGAGAUCCUGCAGUGCCCUGACAGGCCCGUCCUGCAGGCUGUGUUCCUCAACAACAACUGCUUUGAACACAUCCUCAGACUGGUUCAGAACAGCAAGCUCUUUCAGAGCAACAUGCUUAGACCGGAUCGUGAGGUUGUGUGUGACCUCACUACUUGUUUACUCACAGAGCUCGAAGUGGACCAGGUUUUGGAGAAAGGAUCAGACAGUAUUACAGUUCAUGCUCUAGGAGUCCUCACAGCUAUAAUGAAUAACUCACCCUCUGCUAAGGAGGUUUUCAAGGAGAGGAUUGGUUACUCGCAGCUGUUUGAUGUGCUGAAGAGUCAAGGUCAACCCACCAAGAGGCUUCUGCAGGAGCUGAUGAACAUGGCAGUGGAGGGUGAGCAUGCCCACGCCCAUCACCUUGGCAUCAGUAACGACCAGCCUUUGCUGCUGCUCCUGCAGUGGCUCCCUGACCUGUCACGUCAGAGGGACCUGCAGCUGCUGGUGGCCCAGUGGCUGGCCACCGUCUGCGGCGGCUCCCUAUCCUGCCGCACCGUGGCUGUCGAGGCGGGCAUGGUGUGGGCUCUGCUGCAGGUGCUCUCACAGCCCCAGAAUCUGGACAGGCAGUGUGCAGACGCCCUGCUGGGCCUCCUGCAGGACCUGGGCUCCCUGUGUCUGAGACCUGAGGAGCUGAAGGGCCUGCUCAGACUGCUCAGAGUGGAUCAGGACAAUGGCGCGGUCGUGGGGAAGGUGCACCCCUACUGCUCUCGCGUCAUCCAAGUGCUCUCGGCCAUAGCGGCCAGAGAAGGCCAGGACAGUGCCUUGCAAUACUUUGACCUCACGCCCCCCAUGGCUGGCAUCAUGGUGCCCACAGUCCAACGCUGGCCAGGCAGCGGGUUUGCCUUUCACGCCUGGCUCUGCCUCAACAUGGAAUUCCCGUGUCAUUCAGAGUCCUCUAAUCACCGCAAACCUCGUGCAAACUCUGUCACAGGGGUUCAGUAUGACAUGGGAAAAGGACCCCGCAGGAAGCAGCUCUACAGUUUCUUCACAGCAAGUGGAACGGGGCUGGAGGCCUUCUUCUCCAUAGAGGGAGUGCUGGUGGUGGCUGUCUGCACUAAGAAAGACUACAUGGCUGUCACGCUGCCAGAGUACCCACUAUCAGACUCAUGCUGGCAUUCAGUGGCUAUAGUCCACAUCCCAGGCCGUCGUCCGUUCGGUCAGAACCUGGUCACCAUCUACAUCGACGGAGAGCAGCGUAAAACUGCUCCGCUUCGCUUUCCAUCUUUCAGUGAGCCUUUUACUUCCUGCUGCAUCGGAUCUGCGGGCAACCGGACCACCACCACCACCACCACCACCUCCCCCAACCUGCCCAUGUCCUCGUCUUCUAACCCAUCGACGCCGGAGUUUUCCUUCCCCCCCCAUGGACCCUCCCUUAUCCGUUCCCAGUCCUUCCCAGCUACCUUUGCAGGGGGUCGCUGGGGGUCUUUGAGAGAGACCGCAGUGCACACCAUCCCAGCAGGACUGCAGGACACAGAGUGGGGAACCCCCACGUCUCUGGAUGGGCUCCUGGGCACCGCGUUCAUCUGCCACGAGGCUCUGCAGCCGGCACAGACCAGAGCUCUGCACGCUGCAGGCCCGAAUCACGUGUCCUUAUUCAAAGCGGAGGGAGAGUUAUCUGAUCUCAACAGCAAGCUUCUUCUGUACUACACUCCACAGGCCUUCAAGAGCCAGAUAUGUCUGGACCUGUCGCCCAAUCACCUAUAUGAUGGCAGGCUCACAGGACACAGUGUAGUGAACUGGGACAUCAAGGUUAGAUGUGACACAAUUAAAUAG